GUCACAAUCUUACGAGUUACAACCAAAGAAGUUUGUUGUAUUGAAAAACAUCACGUAUUGAAUAGCAGCCAGAAUGAUUACAUUAGUUUUGUUAUUAUUUCUUGGCCGAUAUUUAGCACAUGCAGAACCUGCAAGUGUGGCACAGGAUAUUGUACAGACUGUGUCUAUUUUUUCAAAAAAAUAUGAAGAUAAAUUUGAUAUGAAAAUACGGAUAUACGAUGAAAUUCCCUGUGACAAUAGGGAAGUAUUAAAACUGGAAGGACUGAAUAUCAUGGAUAUUCAAGAUAAUUUGAUACAAAGUGACACCAUUCGUCAUGUAUCAUUUAGGAAUAAUUCAUUGAUAAAAGUUUCGCCAGAGAUUUUAAGUCGUGUGUCAAGAUUAUCAUGCUUGGAUUUAUCAAAAAAUAAGAUUAACCUUAAAAACACUAAUUUCAUAAAACACAGUACUGUUCGAGUACUUGAUCUGAGUGAUCAAACACCAGAAUUCCCCGAAUGGAGGUUUACAGAAGCCGAAGAUUUGAAAGAUAUUAGAAAGAAUAUAGAAUCAAUUACGUUUAAUAUAAUUGACAUGUAUUUGCCAAAUUUAGAACACCUUCUUUUAAAUGGCAAUGAUAUAAUAUCGUUACCAGAUACAUUUAGUAAAUCGUUUCCAAAAUUAACACAUAUAUAUUUGAACAAUAUUAAAGCCAUAAAUGUAAAUCCAGAUUUUUUUAAUGUUAUUCCGAAAACUUUGCGAGCUUUGCAUCUAAAAAAUAAUAAUCUAUCUAAUCUGACGUUAACAAAUAUGACAGGAAUAACAGAUUUAUAUCUCGAUGGUAACCCUAGUUUAAUGAACAUUGAAAUCAAUUCGAAAAAGUUGCUAAUUUUAUCGUUAUCUAAUGGAUCAGCUAUGGCUUCAAAUAUAAUUUUGCAUACACCUUAUUUAGAAUAUUUAGACAUAUCUAGAAAUAAAUAUUACUCUCUGCCUAUUAUUGAAUAUGAUAAUCUUCAAUCUUUGAAGAUAAUUUUACUUGAUUAUAACGAAUUUUCAAGUUUUCCUUUAUUUCGUUUUAACUUACCUAUUAUUAAAUUAUCAUUAAGUUAUAAUAAAUUAUUACAAAUUUCUUCAGAAAGUUUCGAACGUUUGACAUUUUUGAAAAUGUUAUCAUUAAGGGGAAAUCGAAUAAAACAUAUAGAAAGUGAUGCCUUUAAAGAUUUGAAUCACUUACAAUUUCUGGACCUAUCCGAAAAUCAGUUGGUAAAACUGCCUAAUGGUUGGGCUUUUUCACUGAUGAACCUCCAAUUUUUCAAUGUUAGCUCAAAUUAUUUUGAAAAAAUUUCUGAUUUAUCGGUUAGCUCAUUUAAUGCUAUAUCGCAUUUAUUUAUACUCAAUACUACUUUCAUCACAGACAUAAGUACCAAAGAUCUGGCCAUUUUACCAAAUAAAAUUACAGUAUAUUUACAUUAAGAACAUUAAGUUUCAACAUUAUUCGCAAUUUUAAUUGCUCAUAUAAACCGCUUGAAACAUUAUUUCUUCCACAUAUAAUUUCUAUUGAAUAGUAAAGUAUUAUAAAGUAUUAUAACGAUUACAUUUUUUAAUUACUUCUUUUAACAAAUAAGUCUUACUUUUUACAUUAUAAGUGUAAAAAAGAAAUAGGAAUACGUAACAUAAUAUUUGAACUGAUUUGUACAAGAUAAUUCGUUUUUAGCGGUACACGAGUUUUGCAUGAAAACAAUAUAUUCUAUAUUUUUUGAUUUAUUUUUUAAGCAGAAUUUUUAUUCUCUUAGUUCUGUAAUUAAUUAUGACUAAUUACGAAUUAUCUUAUAUAACUAUGUAUUAUUA
Dinoponera quadriceps is the source of this 1822-nucleotide messenger RNA. Its product is annotated as toll-like receptor 3. The record is from RefSeq and is a predicted model, not a curated record. Gene Ontology annotation, cellular component: extracellular matrix. The transcript has 2 exons. Bases 74 to 1447 code for a protein of 457 amino acids. Gene Ontology annotation, molecular function: protein binding. NCBI's taxonomy places the organism in Eukaryota, Metazoa, Arthropoda, Insecta, Hymenoptera, Formicidae.